Molecule: messenger RNA, 2862 nt
Organism: Penicillium daleae
Lineage: Eukaryota; Fungi; Ascomycota; Eurotiomycetes; Eurotiales; Aspergillaceae
Product: putative DUF221 domain protein
Exons: 2
Coding region: 1-2862 (953 amino acids)
Cellular component (GO): plasma membrane
Molecular function (GO): calcium-activated cation channel activity
Source: RefSeq, a predicted model, not a curated record
AUGGAUCUGCAUCUGCGCCAGAACUUGUGGCCUCGGGCCGAAGAGUCUGGAACUGACAAGUUUCUUACGCUGAUUUCGAAUCCCUUUUACUCUCAGUUCCAAGUCAGCGCUAUUUGGGCCUCGCUGGGCACGUCCAUCGGCAUCUCCAUCCUCCUCGCUCUACUCUUCUCCCUCUUCCGACCCCGUCACAACCUCGUCUAUGCGCCGAAAGUCAAACAUGCCGACCGCAAACACGCCCCUCCCCCGGUGGGCAAGGGCUUUUUCUCCUGGGUCAAGCCCGUGAUCAAUACUCGUGAACCGCAACUCAUCGAGACCGUCGGAUUGGACGCUGCGAUCUUCUUGCGCUUCACCAAGAUGUGUCGCAACAUCUUCAUUUUCAUCAGCAUCAUCGGAUGUCUGGUCUUAGUCCCGGUCAAUAUCUCGCAGAGUAAAGAUGGAAAAUCGAUCAGUGUGACCGCGCUGAGCAAGAUGACUCCGCUCUACGUGACCAAUCCAACCGCUAUCUGGAGUCAAGUCGUGUGCGCCUGGUGCUUUGAUAUCAUUCUUGCUUUCUUCUUGUGGAGGAAUUACAAGGCUGUCAGAGGUCUGCGCCGACAGUACUUUCAGAGCUCGGAUUACCAGCGGAGUUUGCACGCGCGAACCCUGAUGAUAUCCGAUAUUCCUCCCUCAGACCGCUCUGACGAAGGUAUUCUGCGCAUCACCGAUGAAGUUAAUCCCACUGCUGCUCUUCCUCGGGCUGCCAUUGGCCGCAAUGUGCGUGAUUUGCCCGUUAUAAUCAAAGAGCACGAGGAGAAUGUCCGGGAAUUGGAAUCCGUGCUCGCCAAGUACCUCAAACGACCUGACCAGCUGCCUCCCAAACGACCUACCAUGCGUCCGCCCAAAAGCCAGCGUAGCAAGCAUCCUAAUGGCAAGGUCGAUGCCAUUGAUUACUUGACGGUGCGCAUCCGUGUCUUGGAGGAAGAGAUCAAGCACGGACGGGCGUCGAUUGACCGCCGUAAUGCGAUGCCAUACGGUUUUGCUAGUUGGGAGAACAUCGAGCACGCGCACGCUGUGGCAUGGACUGCCCGAAACAAGCAUCCCAAGGGUACUACUAUUGAUCUUGCACCUCGACCCAGUGAUCUUAUCUGGGAGAACCUGCCUCUGUCUAAGAAGGCGCGCAAGUGGAAGCGUUUCCUCAAUGUAAUUUGGGUCACUGCUCUCACACUCGUGUGGAUCGUUCCUAACGCUCUCAUCGCGGUUUUCUUAUCCAACUUGAACAAUUUGGGCGCCGUUUGGCCAAAGUUCCAGACUUCCCUCUCCGCGGAUCCCAAAGUCUGGGCUGCUGUGCAGGGUAUUGCCUCUCCUGCAAUCACUUCCCUCGUAUACCUGGUGUUGCCGACCAUCUUCCGACGUCUCUCCAUCCAGAGUGGAAGCAAGACCAAGACUUCCCGCGAACGACACGUCUUGGGACAGUUGUAUGCGUUUUUCGUGUUCAACAAUCUGGUCGUCUUCUCGCUCUUCUCGGCCGCGUGGGCUUUCGUCUCCACUGUGAUUGACAAAACCAACACCGAUGAGGGCGCUUGGCAGGCUAUCGUCGAUAGUAAUCUGUACUACAAAUUGAUGAGUGCCUUGUGCACUGUCUCGCCCUUCUGGGUGACUUACAUACUGCAGCGCAACCUCGGAGCCACCAUCGACCUCGUCCAGAUGAUCAAUCUGGCCUGGGUUUGGUUCGCCAAAACUUUCCUCUCGCCCACGCCUCGCCAGUCGAUCGAGUGGACUGCUCCGCCGCCAUUCGACUACGCCAGCUACUACAACUACUUCCUUUUCUAUGCAACCGUUGCCUUGUGUUUCGCUACACUUCAACCGAUCGUGCUUCCCGUGACUGCGCUCUACUUUGGUGUCGACGCUAUGCUGAAGAAGUACUUGCUCAUGUACGUGUUUGUGACUAAGAACGAGUCCGCUGGAACGUUUUGGCGGGUCCUCUUCAACCGACUCGUCUUUGCAAGCAUUCUUGCCAAUGUCAUCGUUGCCCUUGUCGCCAAGGUCCAGGGAACCUGGACCAUGGUGUUCUGCAUCGUCCCAUUACCGUUCUUGAUGCUGGGCUUCAAGUUCUACUGCUUGAAAACCUUCGACACCGAUAUCAUGUACUACAACCGCGCCAACCUCACCGACGCCGAGGCUAUCGGCGGAUCAAAGUUGAGCAAAAAGGCCGCCGAUCGCCUGAACUCCAAGUUCGGCCACCCAGCCCUCUACAAGCCUCUCAUGACGCCAAUGGUCCACGCCAAGGCCGCCGAAGCUCUAAAGGAGAUCUACCAAGGUAGACUAGACCAUGGCGACAUGAACAACGAAUACUCCGACAUCGCCAUGAACCCAAUGCUCUCCUCGCAACCCGGCAAAGCCGAGCCCGCUCCCUUCGAAGUCGUCCCCGAGGCCCACCUGGACUUCUCCUACUUCAAGGACCGCGCCGACUUCCGCGACGAGUUCGGCGGCGGCAUCUACGGUCGACCGGAGGACCUGAUGACCGAGCGCUCACAAACACCCCGCAGCAUGCUCGGCGGCGAAUGGUCACCUUCUUCAUCGCGCGCCUCCUCGCCCGCACCAUCCCUGCCCUCACUGGCUGGAAUGAAGAUGCACGAGGGUUAUCAGGACCCAGACCAGGGACAUAUCCACCCUGCUUUCCGCGUGCCACUCUCACGCGGCGACAGCGGCAAUGGCGCGUACCAGUCCGAUGAGAUUGAAACUCGUCUUCUCUCGCAUGUCCAGACACCCGGGCAAGUCGAUACAAAUCCGCUUGAUCGUUGGCGAACAGGCGGAUACGGUCCUGUCCAGCAGGACGAUCAUCCGUCUCAGACUUCGUACGAGGCGUACCGCGGCGCGAGGUAG